UCGCUCCGUUUUUGUUUCCGGUUUCGCAGCAGUUGCCGUGGAGACGGCAACGCGGAGCAAUCCUGGGGGUGAUGGCGGGACUAACCGGGGCGCAGAUCCCGGACGGAGAGUUCACGGCGGCAGUGUACCGCCUUAUCCGGGACGCCCGCUAUGCCGAGGCGGUGCAGCUUCUGGGCGGAGAGCUGCAGCGGAGCCCGAGGUGCCGGGCGGGCCUGUCCCUGCUCGGCUACUGCUACUACCGCCUGCAGGAGUUCGCGCUGGCGGCCGAGUGCUACGAGCAGCUGGGGCAGCUGCACCCGGAGCUGGAGCAGUACCGCCUCUACCAGGCGCAGGCCCUCUACAAGGCCUGCCUCUAUCCCGAGGCCACGCGAGUGGCCUUCCUGCUCCUCGACAAUCCCGCCUACCACGGCCGCGUUCUCCGCCUUCAGGCCGCCAUCAAGUACAGCGAGGGGGACCUGCCCGGGGCGCAGAGCCUGGUGGAGCAGCUGCUGAGUGGGGAAGGCGGCGAUGAGGCCGGCGGGGAAAGCGAGCCCGACGGCCAGGUCAACUUGGGCUGCCUCCUGUACAAGGAGGGCCAGUACGACGCGGCCUGUGCCAAAUUUGGGGCCGCCCUGCAGGCCUCAGGCUAUCGGCCGGACCUCUCCUACAACCUGGCCCUGGCCUAUUACAGCAGCCGACAUUACGCCCCAGCCCUGAAACACAUCGCUGAUAUCAUUGAACGGGGCAUCCGCCAGCAUCCGGAGCUGGGCGUGGGCAUGACCACGGAGGGCAUCGACGUGCGCAGCGUCGGCAACACUCUAGUGCUGCACCAGACUGCCCUGGUGGAGGCCUUCAACCUCAAGGCAGCAAUAGAGUACCAGCUGAGAAACCACGAGGCGGCCCAGGAGGCCCUCACCGACAUGCCGCCCAGGGCUGAGGAGGAGCUGGACCCAGUCACCCUGCACAACCAGGCCCUCAUGAAUAUGGAUGCCAAACCCACCGAAGGGUUUGAAAAGCUGCAGUUCUUGCUCCAGCAGAACCCUUUCCCCCCAGAGACUUUUGGUAACCUGUUGCUGCUCUACUGCAAGUAUGAAUAUUUCGACUUGGCCGCGGAUGUCCUGGCAGAAAAUGCUCACCUGACAUACAAGUUCCUCUCGCCCUAUCUCUAUGACUUCUUGGAUGCCAUGAUUACCUGCCAGACAGCCCCAGAAGAAGCCUUCCUCAAGCUUGAUGAACUAGCGGGGAUGCUGACCGAGCAGCUGAGGAAACUCACCAAGCAGGUGCAAGAAGCCAGGCACAACAGAGAUGAUGAGGCCGUGAAGAAGGCAGUGAAUGAGUACGAUGAAACUUUAGAAAAGUACAUCCCAGUGUUGAUGGCUCAGGCCAAAAUCUACUGGAACCUUGAGAAUUAUCCAAUGGUGGAAAAGAUCUUUCGCAAAUCCGUGGAGUUUUGCAAUGACCAUGAUGUGUGGAAACUGAAUGUUGCUCAUGUUCUGUUCAUGCAGGAAAAUAAAUACAAAGAAGCAAUUGGUUUUUAUGAGCCCAUAGUCAAGAAGCACUAUGACAAUAUAUUGAACGUGAGUGCCAUUGUACUGGCCAAUUUGUGUGUCUCCUAUAUUAUGACAAGUCAAAAUGAAGAGGCAGAGGAGUUGAUGAGGAAAAUUGAAAAGGAAGAAGAGCAGUUAUCCUAUGAUGAUCCAGAUAAGAAAAUCUAUCAUCUCUGCAUAGUAAACUUGGUGAUAGGAACUCUGUAUUGUGCCAAAGGAAAUUAUGACUUUGGUAUUUCCCGAGUUAUCAAAAGCUUGGAACCCUAUAAUAAAAAACUUGGGACUGAUACCUGGUAUUAUGCCAAAAGAUGCUUCCUUUCUCUUCUGGAAAACAUGUCUAAGCACAUGAUCAUGCUGCGCGAUAGUGUUAUUCAAGAGUGUGUACAGUUUCUAGAACACUGUGAACUUUAUGGUAGAAACAUACCAGCAGUCAUUGAACAACCCCUAGAGGAAGAAAGAAUGCACAUCGGGAAGAAUACAGUUACAUAUGAAUCCAGACAGCUGAGAGCAUUGAUCUAUGAGAUCAUAGGAUGGAAUAUGUAAUUGCUGCUUUGGAAUAUUACUCCUUCCUACAUGCCUGGCGCUCAAAUGAGUAUAGCGUUUUGUCUUGUAUUUGUCAUAUUUGUAUUUUAUAUACUUUUUAAAAUGCAAUAAAAAUGAUUGGGGGAAAAACAUUUUUGAAAAGUCACACAGGAAAAUCAAGCAGCCUAGGAACUUCUAGAAAAAGAUUAUGAAUUGAUAGAGCAUGUUAUUUUUAGUAUCAGUCACAACUUCCACCCUUUUGUUAACAGUGGGAUUUUACCACUUUGACAUUCCAUUUCUGUCAAAGGCCCCAUUCCACAAACAGGUCAAGCAAGUCUAAACCAGGAUAGACAGUAUAAUGCCCAGAACAGGAUACAAUGAAGCACACUUUUAAAUAUUUUUAUGACUAUGUUUUAUGCCAGAAUAUUUCAUUUUAUGUGGCGUGCAGGUACUAAUAUUGAGAUAAAUCAAGUUAUAUAUGUUAAGGGUACAAAGUUCCUAAUGGGCAGCAGCAUGUGUGGUACAAUCUUCAAACUUUCUAGAAAGUGCACAAAUACGUUAUCUGUGAUCUGGUCCAUAUUGAUUAUAAUAUGCCAGAAUUAGGUACUGACAGGAUUAUAUGAACCAUUUACAUAACAAGUUCUUGUAAUUCUAUUAAUUUAUAAUGCACAUGUACUGCACAGAUUUUAGAAUGCUAUGACAAGGUGUCACAAAACAAAGAGCAAUUUACAAAUCUCGCAUCUUGAAGGUUUACUCUGCACAGUGUACAAGAUUCAGUAGGAAAUUCUCCACUGCUUUUUCACAAAAUGACAAUCUUGGAGUCAUGGUAUAGAAAAUUUAAAUGCCAGUUGGGGAGGAGGGUAAUACUAUUCCUUGAUUUAUCUCUGCUUCUAUUAUCAAGAAUUGGAAAAUGUAAUAAGAUAAAGUUUUGUUGCCAACAAUUUUCAUAAAAGAUGCAUAU
Molecule: messenger RNA, 3009 nt
Organism: Trichosurus vulpecula (common brushtail)
Lineage: Eukaryota; Metazoa; Chordata; Mammalia; Diprotodontia; Phalangeridae
Gene: IFT70B
Product: tetratricopeptide repeat domain 30B
Exons: 1
Coding region: 72-2069 (665 amino acids)
Biological process (GO): intraciliary transport
Cellular component (GO): axonemal microtubule; intraciliary transport particle B
Molecular function (GO): intraciliary transport particle B binding; protein binding
Source: RefSeq, a predicted model, not a curated record